Messenger RNA from Thalassophryne amazonica, 1808 nucleotides. RefSeq names its product fatty-acid amide hydrolase 1-like. Gene Ontology annotation, biological process: fatty acid catabolic process. The coding region runs from base 30 to 1808 and encodes 592 amino acids. The transcript is spliced from 15 exons. The record is from RefSeq and is a predicted model, not a curated record. NCBI's taxonomy places the organism in Eukaryota, Metazoa, Chordata, Actinopteri, Batrachoidiformes, Batrachoididae. Gene Ontology annotation, molecular function: amidase activity; fatty acid amide hydrolase activity.
AUUUGGAUAUCCAGGAUUUCUUUUUCAACAUGAUGGAGAACAUGAGGGUAGUCCUUCUGGGAGUGCAACUGUGGAGCUGGGCCAUGGUACUGACAGCUGCUGGCUGUUUAGCUGCAGCGCUCAUCCAGAGGUCCAAACGCCACCAUGAAACAAAUAAUCGAAUCCUGAGGGCCAGAAGUCGGAGGGAUGAGGCCAUUUGUCAUGCUGAACAGGCUGUUGAACGCCACAAGGAGUCUAAUCCAAAGACUGACUCGUCUCUCUUGUCUCUUUCGCUGUCUGAGCUGGUAAAGUCCUUAAAGGAAGAGUCACUACAUCCUGAAGAUGUGUUUUAUUCCUACAUGGAAAAGGCCUUGGAUGUAAACCGAAAGCUGAACUGCUGCACAGGAGUAUUGGUUGAAAGUUUUGACCAGCUGGAGAACCUCAACAAGGAAGGUCUUUUGUACGGUGUUCCUGUGAGCAUCAAAGAAAACAUUGGAUACAAGAAUCAUGACUCGACAUGUGGACUGAGCAUGAGGUUGGACCAGCCUGCCCAGAAGGACAGUGUCCUUGUGGAGGUGCUGAAGAGCCAAGGAGCUAUUCCCUUUGUGAAAACCAAUGUGCCCCAGACCCUUUUCAGUGCAGGCUGCAGCAACCCCAUCUAUGGUCAGACUCUGAACCCCCACAACCAUAAGAAGACCCCAGGAGGGUCAUCUGGUGGGGAGGUGGCUCUUGUAGCAGCAGGAGGCUCUCAGCUUGGUUUUGGCUCAGACAUUGGCGGCAGCAUCCGUGUUCCUUGCUCUUUCUGUGGGAUUUGUGGCUUCAAACCCACAGGAGGCCGACUCAGCUCACUUGGGGUACGUGCAACAGUACCAGGAACAAAGCCACGUCAGCCAUCUAUUGGACCCAUAGCAAAGGAUGUGGACAGCCUGGCUCUGAGCAUGCAGGCGCUACUCUGUGACCGCAUGUUUUUCCUGGACCCCACUAUUCCUCCUUUUCCUUUUAACUUCCAGAUGUACCAGAGCACUGGCACUCUGAGGAUCGGUUACUUUGAGGCUGACGGCUGGGUCGAACCUUCUCCAAGCAUGGCUCGAGCCCUGAGAGAGGUCAAAGGUCUCCUCGAGAGAGCAGGACACACUUUGGUUCCCUUCAAGCCAGUGAGGGUUGGUACCAGUCUGCAGGAGCUGAUCAUGAGAGGAUCCUUAGCAGACGGAGGAACCAUCCUGAAGGAAGUCCUGAAGGGAGACUAUGUGGACCCAUGUAUUGCUCAACAAGCUUUCUUAUUGUGCAUUCCUAAUCUGAUGAAGAGGAUCCUCUCCAUCCUGAUCAAACCCUGGUGUCCUCGUGUGGCUCAGUCCCUCAGUGUCAGCUCUGGAUUUAGGUCCGUUUCUGACCUGUGGAAGCAUGAUGAGGAGGUGAAGGAAUACAUUUACGAGACCAUACAGGAGUGGAGAAGAUGCAGCAUGGAUGUGCUGCUGUGUCCAGUGUUUGGCCCCGCCUACAACGCCGUUAAUUGUGGUCGUGCCUCCUUUGCAGUCUCCCACGCAGCGGUCUACAAUCUGCUCAACUUUCCAGCCGGAGUUGUUCCUGUUUCCACUGUGACCUCACAGGAUGAGGAGGAACUAAAGAACUACAAGGGAUACUACCAGGACAAGAUGGACAAGAACUUCAAACAGGCUGUGAGCGGAGGCGAAGGCUUACCCGUGGCCGUACAGUGUGUGGCACUGCCUUGGCAUGACGAACUCUGCCUGCGCUUCAUGAAGGAGGUGGAACAGCUGGUCAGGCAGAACAAGAAGGCUGGGAUCGACCCUGUGAAGUCCCGAAGGCCUUAA